Messenger RNA from Panicum hallii, 1511 nucleotides. RefSeq names its product CLK4-associating serine/arginine rich protein. The record is from RefSeq and is a predicted model, not a curated record. The transcript has 2 exons. The coding region runs from base 555 to 1355 and encodes 266 amino acids. NCBI's taxonomy places the organism in Eukaryota, Viridiplantae, Streptophyta, Magnoliopsida, Poales, Poaceae.
UUCAAGGUACGCUACUGUUUAUCAGGCAUUUGUUUUUGCUCGCUAAUUUAACGCCUUGAACGCAAUGGUGGUUGAAAAGCCUGCACUUGUGUCCUUGCUCAUACACCUUCUACAGUUCUACUGUCUUGGUACGCCCAUCAAACGUUACACUGCCAGGCUUACAUCCGCGACACGCGGUACGCAGGGCCAACCGGCCAAGUACUUGGUGGUCUCUCAUGCUGGCACGAUUCAGUUUCCGAAGGGUCCCCAAAAAAGCCUUCCUUGUUGGGUCAUGCCGGCACGCAGCAGCCUUUGACACGCAGAGAGCAGCAUGACCAAACUGCCCUCCCGUCCAGGCUCCACGCCCCCCAGAAGAGUCCGGCCUCCCGUCCUUUAACUAACUCCCAGUGCCCUCCAUGCCGUGGAAGCUCGCUCGGCUCUCACUCUCACUUGGCUUCCCCAUCCACAGGAGAGGGGAAUGUAGUAACAGCUUGAUGUGACCUCACUUCUCCUCCGCUCCCCUCUCCUCUCUCCUGACUCCUGUCGCCCGACGCCACUGGUCCGCGCCAGCCCAGAUGUUUCUCCACUCCCUCCUGGUGCAGAAAAUGGCAAAGAACACGCGGCAGCCAAGAAAGGAUGGCGGCGCGAGAUCGAGCGGCCGGAGGUCCCCGUGGUACCAGCGCGCGGUAGAGGUGCUCCUCCUCGUCUGGAAGCAGCCGGCGCCGGCGCCGGCGACGAAGGCCGCGGCGGCGUCGGGGGUGACGGCGGCCUCCGGCAAGGGCGGUGUGGCGCCGGGGGGACCGGGGCCCGGGCGGCUGCGCAAGUCGUCGUCGCUGAACGUGGCGGCGUCGUUCACGCGGGUGUGCCUGUGCGCGCCCAUCUCCUCGUACAACAGCGAGUCGCUUUACUGCUUCCAGGCCGACGCGGCGCCGCGGCGGAGCUACAGCUACCCGCGCGCGUCGUCGGCGUCGGCGUCGGCGUCCGGGUGCGGGGUCAGCCCGCUGGUGGCCCCGCCGCCCGCGGCCGAGCAGGCCGCCUCAGCCGGUGGCCGGGGUCGGCCGGGCGCGGGCAAGGGCGGCGGCGGCGAGGGCGGAGCGCGGCGGGUGUUCCGGGGCAAGUCCCUGACGGACGACAUCCUGAUGCGGCGGUUCGUGGUGGACGAGGAGGCCACGCGGCGGCGCAACGAGAUGGAGGUGAUCCGGCGGCGCCACGCGGCGGCCUCCAAGCGCCGGCGGCUGGGCCCCAGCCCGCUCCGCCGGAUGGCGCUGGCGGAGUCGGAGUCGGAGGCCGAGGAGGAGCCUAAAGCGGCGCCGGCCGCGCCGGUGCAUGCAGCUGGACGGGGAACGGACAAUUCCGUCGCUGCGGCAGUAGCGUAGCAUGGCGAGGCCUUCCCGUGUGAUGGUUUGGAUUGGUUUCGCCGUCGCCUCUAUUUUUUUCUCUUCUUCCUUUGUCUUCUUCCUCUCCCGCUGUUGCUGCCUGUCAUGAGCUGCGAGGAGGAGGAGAAUCUGAAGCAACGCACAGUUUUUAAAACA